Messenger RNA from Aspergillus versicolor CBS 583.65, 1617 nucleotides. Its product is annotated as putative MFS transporter. Gene Ontology annotation, biological process: transmembrane transport. Gene Ontology annotation, molecular function: transmembrane transporter activity. The coding region runs from base 1 to 1617 and encodes 538 amino acids. NCBI's taxonomy places the organism in Eukaryota, Fungi, Ascomycota, Eurotiomycetes, Eurotiales, Aspergillaceae. The record is from RefSeq and is a predicted model, not a curated record. The transcript has 5 exons.
AUGGCCGACGCAGAGCUCAAGACCGCGCACGCAGACAGAACUGAGCACCGUGGCCUCAACAAGCACAGUCUGGGCCAUGUGCGCCUGCGCAAUGAGCAUACAAACGAGAUCAUCUUGAGCCCGGCGCCGUCGCUGGACCCUAACGAUCCACUCCGAUGGUCCACCGGGUACAAGGUCUACAUCACAAUCCUCGUCUCGCUCACAAUGAUUAUGUGCAACUUCAUGGCCGCCGGUCCGACAGUCGCCAUGGUCGAGGUGGCCACCGAUUUCAAGCAGGGGGGCGACACCGAUUUGAACGACUGGAUUAGUCGCGCUGCGUACUUCUUCAAUAAUAGUGCUCUGCUCCAGGGCGUGUCGACGUUAUUCUGGGUCCCGCUGCUGAACAAGUAUGGACGGAGACCAAUUUACAUCUCAGCUUACAUCUUGUAUUUCUUCAUGAUACUUGGGGCUGGGUUGGCGAGGACGUAUGCGGGUGAGAUCACGACAAGGACUAUCCUUGGGAUUGGAGCUGGGGCAGGGGAGUGUCUGGCUCCGGUUACUAUUGCUGAUGUGUUUUAUCUUCAUCAGCGUGGUUACGGGAUGGCGAUAUACAACGCAGCCCUAAGUGCAGGAGUUUCAUUCGGCAUCAUCGUCGCCGGCCUAGUAUCUAUCAAGCACGACUGGCGCACAAUCUACUGGGUAGGCUGCGGGCUCGUCGGAGUCCUCAUCAUCGUGGUCAUCCUCUUCUUCCCCGAAACAGCAUACAAUCGUGCUGGGAACCCGCUGGCCGAGCGCGCAGACGAGGUCCACAAACCAGAAGCCACCACCUUUAAAGAAGCAUCUCUUCCCCCGAUCCCGCCAAAGAGGACGUACGUCGAAGGCCUCCGCUUCUGGUCUGGUAAGACGUACACCGAUGAGUCUUUCUGGCGCAUGUUCAUCCGCCCGUUCGGCCUCAUCCUCAUGCCCCCUGUCUUCUGGGCUACGAUUGUCAUGUCGGUGACGAUUGGGUUCCUGGUGGCGGUUUCAUCUAACUUUGCCUCGGCAUUCAGCACUACAUAUGGCUUUGAGGCAUGGCAGUCUGGGCUGUGUUUCAUUGCAGGCUUGGUAGGUUGUCUGUUUGGCACGUUCGCUGGCGGGCCAUUCUCAGACUGGGUUGCGGACUACUUCACCAAGCGUAAUGGGGGAAUCCGUGAGCCGGAGAUGCGAUUACCAGCGAUUAUCCCUAGUAUCAUUGCAGCGCCACUGUCGCUAUUACUGUAUGGGUUUGGGAUUGCGAAUCAGUGGCACUGGAUCGUGCCGACUAUUGGGCUGGGACUAUUAACCUUCGCCAUCGCACAAGGAACAAACGUCUCCUUCGUAUACUGCGUGGACUCCUUCCGGCCUGUCGCGGGAGAAGUCACCGUCACUCAGCUAGCCUUCAAAUCCUGCUUCGGUUUUCUCCUCUCUUUCUAUACAAACCGCUGGAUCGAAAAGUCCGGAUACGCAGCCGCGUUCGGUGCCAUGGCGGGGAUAUCCGGUGGAUGUCUGCUAUUCUUCAUUCCAUUGUUCUUCUGGGGGAGGUCGAUUCGACAUGCCGCCUUGAAGUGGCCCUUUGUGCAGUUCGUGUUUUGGAAAGAUGAUAGGGAGGUUGGAGAGUGA